Molecule: messenger RNA, 1591 nt
Organism: Bradysia coprophila
Lineage: Eukaryota; Metazoa; Arthropoda; Insecta; Diptera; Sciaridae
Gene: DIP-iota
Product: Dpr-interacting protein iota
Cellular component (GO): neuron projection
Source: RefSeq, a predicted model, not a curated record
UCCGACCGUUGAGGACGUGUGAAGAUCCAGUGUCCUGGUGUGUAUAUGCAAAUUUUGCGGUGUUUGAAAAAAAUAAAUAAAAGUUUUACGGUUCCGUAUACUGUAUGUGUUGUUUCUGUGAAAAUUUUUAUUUUUUUUAUUUUUGAAUAAUCCACUAUUGUUACCGAAAUGUUUGCGUUGUAUAAUUGCUGUGGAACCCAUAGGAUGUGGCUGUUAGCUAUUUUCUAUAUCUGCACAUUGCAAUUGGGUUUCUCGAUAUCAUCAGAACCAGGUGAUCCGAAUUUCAGCUCUCCCAUAUCAAAUGUUACGGUGCCGGUCGGCAGAGAAGCAGUAUUGACCUGUAUCGUUCACGAUCUUGUCGCAUUCAAGGUCGCAUUUUUGCGUGUCGAUACACAAACCAUUCUAACGAUUCAAAAUCAUGUAAUCACAAAAAACCACCGAAUCGGCAUCACACAUUCCGACAACCGCAUCUGGCAAUUACGGAUACGUGAUGUGAAAGAAUCAGAUCGGGGAUUUUACAUGUGUCAAAUAAAUACUGAUCCUAUGAAGAGUCAAACCGGAUAUUUGGAUGUUGUAGUUCCGCCAGACAUUUUAGACUAUCAAACCAGUCACGAUAUGAUUGUUCAAGAAGGUGAUAAUGUGACGCUAACAUGUGCGGCAGCAGGAUCACCACUACCAACAAUAGAGUGGCGUCGAGAGAAAGGAAAGCCAUUGCUUUCCGUUGAAAGCAAAGAGAUUUUCAGCGUGAAGGGACCCAGACUAAUUUUGAAACAAGCCAAUCGCCAUCACAUGGGCGCAUACUUGUGUAUAGCGUCUAACGGAGUGCCCCCGUCAAUAAGCAAACGUGUUAUGUUGGUCGUGAACUUUCUCCCUGCCAUUUGGAUUCGAGAAGAAGUGGUUUAUUCAGCUUAUGGACAAAAGGUUCUUUUAGAAUGUGUGACAGAAUCACAUCCAAACUCUGUGAAUUAUUGGCUGCAUAAUAAAGAGUAUGUUCAAGGCGGAACAUACGAAUCGUUAACAAUGGAGAACGUCUACAAAGUAAUAAUGAAAUUGAUUGUACGACCACUGGAUAAGUCUGACUUUGGCGAAUAUAAGUGUGUCGGAAAAAAUGCCCUUGGAGAAUCAGAAAAGACUGUCGUUUUGUAUCACAAAUCGAAAAUGGUUAGUGAUUCAAAUUCCAAUCAACCCGCUAGUCAAAUCGACAAUUCAAUCAAUCGAAGCGAUUGGGAUGUCGAAAACUGUACAACCACACCCUCAGUAUACAAUUUGAAUUUUUUGAUACCGUUUUUAAUUAUCACAUAUUCGUUAUAAUGUUGUGUCAUCUAUUAUCGACAGCGACGAGAAAAAUAACCUCUGACGUACAACAGAUUCGAUAUAAUAUUACUGGUGAUAUAUGCUUGUCGUCUGCGAAAGGUUAACAAAACGAAAAACUAACGGAUGGAGUGGAGAUGGAUGCUCGUGAAAAUCAAUUUUAUACAAAAAAAAAAUUAAACGAAUAGAGCAUAGAGCAUUGAGUACGUAAAUACAAAAUAGGGUAUCGGGUAAUCUGGCACACGGUGCGAAAAAAAUGCACUUUUAAACUACGUAAAAG